GCGGUGCCCAGCAGCCCCCGGUGCCAGCCGCGGCCUCCCGCUUGCGCGCACCCGGGGAAAGUUGCGGUCCGUGGGGAGGGAGGGAGCCGCUUGGAGUGGGCCGCGGGGGUUCCGUGGGGGCGCGGCGGUGAGACGGUGCCGCGCCCUCGGCCGCCAUGUCCCGCCGCAGCCAGCGCCUGGUCACCACGCGCUACUACCAGGGCGAUGACGACGCUGCCGCCAGCAGCAGCAGCGGCUCCCUGCCGGGGGGCCCGCAGACCCCCUUCAAGGACAGCGCCGGCAGGACGGUCAGGAGGAAAUCGAGCAGCAUGAAGCGCCUCUCUCCCGGCCCCAGCACCCAGACCACCUACUACAGCGAGUCGGUGAUGAGCGAGUCCUUCCUGGGGGGCGACAGGGGACUCUCCGCCCUGGGCAGCUCGGGCUUUGACGAUGGCCUGGACGGCAGCAGUUUCUGGGGUGGGGAGCUCUCGACGACGAUGACAACAAGGAGGAGGAGAGGCACGGGGGAUACGGAGUCCAGUAAAAUCAACGGGCUGGCGGAAAGCAAGAUGUACGACACCUACGCCUCUUCGUCCGGCUACUCCUCUGAAGAUGACUACGCUGGUCACCUCCACUCCGGCCAGAGCAGCUCUGGGUCGGGGCUCAGGAGCGCAGCCUCCAGCGUGGGCUCCUUCCUCUGGCACGUGGCCUCCUCCCCGGUCCGGUUCCUGGGGUGGUCGUUGUCGUGGGUCGGAGCCGCGUGGCGCCGCCUCACCGGCAGGGCUGCCCUCCUGGACGGCGUCGCCUCGAGGAGUGCGAAGGAAGGCCGCUCAUGGGAGAAGGCAGCUGCAGUGAAACAGGCUCCUCUUUCUUCUCGGCUCUCCGGACGCUACUGGGGUCUGAAGAAGUUCCUGCUGCUGCUGCUGCUCCUCCUGCUCCUCGCUGCCCUCGGCUAUGGGGCUUGGUAUUUCUACCCGUACGGCCUGUCAGCGCUCAGCUUCCCUGUGUUUUCGUGGCGCUCUGCAAAAGUUUCGUCCUCUGCCUCUCGGGGAGCUGAUGUGCCGGGAGGUGGGGAUCUGACCGCCUUCGAUCAGGGGCUGAGCAGCGAGCACCAGCUCCUAGCGCGGUUUCAAGCCCUGGAGAAACGCUUCAAGGUGCUGGAGGCCGAGGCAUCGCGGUGGGAGCUGCAGAGCAGGGCGGCGGGGGGCGAGCUGAAGCAGGGUGAUGUCCUCACGCUGCUGGAGGGGCUGGUGAGCCGCCGGGAGGAGGAGCUGAAGGAGCACGUCCACAACGACGUGGCCACGCACAUCCAGGGCGAGCUGGACACCCUCCGAGCCCAGGUGCAGAUGGAUUUAAACGGGCGCCUGGGGAAGAUCACUCAAGCCUCGCAGGAGAUGGAGGCCCGCUUGUUUGAGCUGAAUUCGGAGUGGCAAAGCUCCACGCAGGAGGGCCUGAGGGGGAGCUUCCAGCAGGAGAUGGACAAACUGGAGCGGCAGCUGGCGGGCCUGAAGAAGGAGCUGGCGCUCCUGAAAUCGGACCAGGAGGUGGUGGGAAAGCACAUGGAAGUGAUGCUGGAGCAGAUUAAGGGAGUGCGGACUGACGUGGAGGCGCAGUUCCCUGCUUGGGUGAGCCAGUUCUUGUCGCAGCCCCGGCAGGACGGCGCAGCUGGCCUCUUCCUCCAGCGGGAAGAUUUGCAAGCUGAGCUCCAUGCACUGGAGCGCAAGAUCCUUGCCAAAGUCUUGGAGGACCGGAGGCUGUCGGCACGGGAUGCCCAGGCUGGCGUUGGAGUGGCCCUGCAGCAAGGGGGAAUUGCAGGGGUAACGGAGGAGCAAGUGCAUCUCAUCGUGAACCAGGCCCUGAAGCGCUACAGUGAGGAUCGCGUGGGGAUGGUGGAUUACGCACUGGAGUCGGCAGGGGCCAGCGUCAUUAACACCCGCUGCUCGGAAACGUAUGAGACCAAGACAGCGCUGCUGAGCUUGUUCGGCAUCCCCCUGUGGUACCACUCACAGUCCCCGCGGGUCAUCCUGCAGCCAGACGUCAACCCUGGGAACUGCUGGGCGUUUCGUGGAUCCCAGGGGUUCGCUGUCAUCCGCCUCUCCAGCCCCAUCCGUCCCACAGCUGUGACGCUGGAGCACAUCCCGAAAGCCCUCUCGCCCCAGGGGACCAUCCCCAGUGCUCCCAAGGACUUCACUGUCUAUGGCUUGAAAGAGGAAGGAGAAGAGGAGGGCGCUCUCCUUGGGCAGUUCAUAUACAACCACGAUGGCGAUCCCAUCCAAACGUUUUACUUCGAGGGUGAAGACUUGGGCACGUUCCAGCUGGUGGAGCUCCGGAUAUUGAGCAAUUGGGGUCACCCUGAGUACACCUGCAUCUACCGCUUCCGCGUGCACGGGGAGCCAGCUCACUGACCCCCUGCCCCGGCUCGCUCGCCCCGGCCGGUUGCCCCGCAUCCCCCAUGGGCAGCGCAGGACGAUGGCGCAGGGAGGACACUGCCUGGGAAGAGAGUGAGAGAGAAUUUGUCUAUUUUUGCUGCUUCACACGUAAAAAUCCUGGGAGGCACAAGCAGCCGCCCUGGAGAAUUUGUUCCCCUUCAGCUUUUCUGCGCUGCCGCUUGCAGAGGGGAAGAGUUUGCUUUUAGGGAGAGGACUAGUCCUCAGAGGAUGGGAUGGUAAGGCAAGAGCGUCCUGCACGCGCCCUAGCACAGCCGAGGCUAUUUUCAGCACGUAUCGGACACUUCAACUUUUUAAGCUAGUUUUGUAUUGGGUCUGUGCAGUCCCCGUGUCCCCUUUUUCCCCACGUCCUUUCCGAGGGCACGUGUAGCCUUGCUGUGGCUUUGGGAAGGCAUCCGCAAUUCUGUAUUGGGCUUCGCGGGGGCUUGGGCGCGUUGCAGCGUUCGUGGCCGUCGGAGCGGUGGGGAGAGUCUCGCGCCGCUGUCGCCUCCCUUCUGCUUGGGGCGGUGGUUCUGCCUCGGCGCUGGGUCGCUAAGGAGCCCGAGGCCUUUAAAGCUGGGUCGGCAGAGGGGGAAUAACGCAGUAUUAGUGCAGUAUUAAUAUAAAACUAAAGAUUGGGGGCGGGCGGGAAAAGCCAAGAAUCCAUGGGUCGUGAUCCCCGGCGCUGCGAUCCGUCCGACCCGGACCCCCGACGGCUGCGGGUUCGGAGAUGCCCAGUGUCUCCCGCUGCCGGCGGGUGCUGCUGGGCCUCCGCAGUGCCAGAAGCGACCGGGAGCCCUCGCGCCGCUCGCGUGCCGGUGCACUUGUCCCUCCGCUCUCUUUGGCUCCCGGUUGCUAAGCAUGAUGAUGCUAUUGAAAACUCCCAUCAUCUGCUUUCUCUUUUGGGUUUGUUCUGGGGUUUUUUUCUAAGGGGGGGGGGAGGUUUGAGGUUAGGGUGUCAGGGCUUUCUUUUGUAAUAACAAAGGAAAAAAAAAUCUUUUUUUUCCGUGCGAUUUCUACUUAACCAGAGAAUGUUCUGCUACGCGGUGCCGCUCAGGCGAGCGGUUUAGAUUCAGAAAGAGCUGGAGCUUGACUUAAUAGGAAAAUAGUGCGCACAAUAAGACAAACUAGAAUAAGAUGAGCAGAGCUGUUUCAGACUUGGGCCUCAAGCCUACAUGGCUUGAUAGCUGGGCUCGAGAAGACAACGUCCGUCGCGAACCGCUGCUGUGCGUCUGCCCGAGCAUCCUCGGAGAAAAGGCGCCCGGCAGAGCUCGCCAGUGGGGCGCUGGGGUCGCUCCUGCCUUCCUGACUUUGGAGGACGCCCUCCAAGUUUGUAACUUUGUAAGGUGUGUGGGCAGCUUGUGUCUGUGACCACCUGUCUGUAGAUGCAUCUGUAUAUAGGCAACCGUACGUAGGGAGCGGGACCUGCUGCCCCCACGCUCUCUACGGCUCUCCCUGUACGUAUACUGGUGAUGACUGGGAGAUGGGGCAGAGAGGGAAGACCACCUGCCAGGGAUUACACCUGCACCCUUGUGCAGGGUGCAAUCACUGCACGUGGCCUGGGGGGAAGGGGACAAGGGGACUGACCGGCAGUAGGUAGCUUUUGGGGACAAUCCCCAUCUGAUUGUUGAAAGAAAAGCCAAGGGCUCCUGUUUAUCAUUUCCGCCCUGUUUGUUGCUGGCAUCAGCGUAGUCCCCAGGCAAUGCAAGUACUGCUCGGAGAGGGCAGGGAGGAGCAUGAGGAAUUGGUUCCUGCUCUGCUCUUUCUGCUUGAAACACGCUGAGGUGAGGGGACGUGGUGGAGGGGAAAGAGCUGAGGAGGCUUCUUCCGUCAGCGCACCCUGAUUUCUGGCAGCCAGAGGCGUUGAGCCCUGCACGCCCAAGGGGCUCAGAGAGGUGGCACCACUGCCCUUUCUGAAGGGGUUGAUUUGUUCCAAGAAAGCAAACGUGCGUGUCGGGUGGAAGGUCAGGGCACUGUCCCACUCCCCAGAUUAUUAACUCUCCUAGAGAGUUAGAGGCCUCUGCUACCAGAAGAAAACAGACCUGCAGCCAGACCCAGAGAAGAUAAAUUUUAUCCUGUAUUGAGCUUAGGCUCAAGUUUUGGCAGCUACAGCUAAAGUUAUUUUCAAUUUGUCUACAACUGCCUGCUUAGCCUUGGAGUCAUGUCUCCUGCUAGGGCCCUGCGUGCACACAGUUAGACUUCUGUGAAUGCCUAGACCUGACCUAGGCUUGGCAAAGCUGUUUCUGUAUUUCAUCUCGUAAGAAACAGCGCUGGCACACAGAGAUGAAACUCUCCCUCUUCACCAGGGUUUCUGUAUCUUUCAGAGCAAAUACCAUAACCACUAGGCUAGAGAGCCAUUUUUUCCUCCUGUCCCUUCUGGCUCCCUGGCCUCUUUCCUUACACGGUUUGGACAACCAGGGUAGAGAGCACAGGGCAAAGAAAAAAAAGACCUUUUAGUAAAUAAGGCACACUGGUGAGAGGUUUCCCCUGCUCCUUCUGAGGCUGUCUUAACCACUAUUUAGGGGCAAGGAGCUGCAGGCUUUGACACAAAGAGCUUGCUCAUGUCCUUUAGCACUGAAAGGAAAAGUGGGUCCCUGCAGGAGAAAGCUCAGACUGCCAUUUGCGGGUAGAACACCCUGGAGACAGAACUGGGAGGAAAGCCUGUCUUCUAUGCUCCUUUUUUUAGUGGUUAGUGCUGAUUUGGGGGCUCUCCCGGUGCUGACUGUGUCUGGGUACCUGGUUGGGCAUGCUGAGCUUGGGCACUGAAAGGUCAAGUGCAGUUUUUUCAGUCCCUACGCUCUGUGUUGGAUCCGGGCUGCAGCAUGAGCAACCGCAGGGAGUGCCUGCUGGAGUGCCCACUCAGCUGCCUCGGUCUGCCUGCAGCUUGCAGCAUUUAUAUAACACUUCUCCUGCGCUCUACAGCUGCAAGGGAGAAGAGGGCAUGUAACACUGCUACAUCAGCCUGGUGCAUCUCCUAGCCCAAGGCUAUUUGAGUCCAGUGCUGAUGCACAAGGUGAACACAGUGAGACAAGUGAAAUGAAACAGCUGUUGGAGCAUACUUCCCUUAUUUACUCCCUUUGCCUCCUUUAUUUUCCCUCAGUCUCUGUUUUCUCUAUACAAGUGUUACAAAUUAACCCUGCGUAAGUGGGUGGUUACAGGGUAAGAGAUGAAUUUGUAUUGAAUUUUGUAGCCUGUUGCAAAUGCUGCACUGUUUUGUUCAUUUUAUUUUUUAUCAACAGAUUGUAAUUUAUGCCUAUGCAAAAAUAAAAAUAAAUUAUAUCAAAA
Molecule: messenger RNA, 5690 nt
Organism: Rhea pennata
Lineage: Eukaryota; Metazoa; Chordata; Aves; Rheiformes; Rheidae
Gene: SUN2
Product: Sad1 and UNC84 domain containing 2
Exons: 18
Coding region: 156-2384 (742 amino acids)
Cellular component (GO): meiotic nuclear membrane microtubule tethering complex; nuclear envelope
Molecular function (GO): protein-membrane adaptor activity
Source: RefSeq, a predicted model, not a curated record